UUUGUCUUCAACCUUUUAUUUUUCAGUUUGUCUCCUAAUCGGAAAAGGUCUUCAUGAAUACUUCUGUUAAACACAAGUAAUGUCACACAUUCCUAAAAGACUAAAAUGGGGGCUGUUGUUUUGAGGGCCCUGAGGUUAUGAAUGUGCUUCAGCUCUAUGAUGCCUCCUGCUAUGGCAGACAUCCUUGACAUCUGGGCAGUGGAUUCACAGAUCGCUUCUGAUGGCGCCAUAUCUGUGGAUUUCCUUCUGCCCACUGGGAUUUAUAUCCAGUUGGAAGUACCUCGGGAAGCUACCAUUUCUUAUAUUAAACAGAUGUUAUGGAAGCACGUUCACAAUUACCCAAUGUUUAACCUCCUUAUGGACAUUGACUCCUACAUGUUUGCAUGUGUGAAUCAGACUGCUGUAUAUGAGGAACUUGAAGAUGAAACUCGGAGACUUUGUGAUGUCAGACCUUUUCUUCCAGUUCUAAAACUAGUGACUAGAAGUUGUGACCCAGCAGAAAAAUUGGACUCAAAAAUUGGAGUCCUUAUAGGAAAAGGUCUUCAUGAAUUUGAUGCCUUGAAGGAUCCUGAAGUGAAUGAAUUUAGAAGAAAAAUGCGCAAAUUCAGCGAGGACAAGAUUCAGUCCCUAGUGGGGUUGUCUUGGAUUGACUGGCUAAAGCACACGUAUCCACCGGAGCAUGAGGCAUCUGUCCUGGAGAACUUGGAAGAUAAACUGUAUGGAGGGAAGCUGAUCGUGGCUGUGCAUUUUGAAAAUAGCCAGGAUGUAUUUAGUUUUCAAGUGUCUCCCAAUUUGACGCCUAUAAAAAUAAAUGAAUUGGCAAUCCAGAAACGCUUGACUAUUCACGGAAAUGAAGAUGAAGUUAGCCCCUAUGACUGUGUGUUACAAGUCAGUGGCAGAGUGGAGUAUGUAUUUGGAGAACAUCCACUAAUUCAGUUCCAGUAUAUCCGGAACUGUGUAAUGAAUAGGACCCUGCCCCAUUUCAUCCUUGUGGAAUGUUGCAAGAUCAAGAAGAUGUAUGAGCAAGAAAUGAUUGCCAUAGAGGCUGCCAUCAACCGAAACUCCUCCAACCUUCCUCUCCCUUUACCACCAAAGAAAACGCGAGUUAUUUCUGUAAGAUCCCCGUCUCACACUUUGCAUGUCUGGGACAACAAUAACCCUUUCCAAAUUGUCUUGGUGAAAGGAAAUAAGCUUAACACAGAAGAAACUGUGAAAGUUCACGUCAGAGCUGGUCUUUUUCAUGGAACAGAGCUCCUGUGUAAAACCGUCGUCAGCUCAGAAAUAUCAGGAAAAAAUGACCAUAUUUGGAAUGAACAACUGGAAUUUGAUAUUAAUAUUUGUGACUUACCAAGAAUGGCUCGAUUAUGUUUUGCUGUUUAUGCCGUUUUGGAUAAAGUAAAAACAAAGAAAUCAACAAAAACUAUUAAUCCCUCUAAAUAUCAGACCAUCAGGAAAGCUGGGAAAGUGCAUUAUCCUGUAGCAUGGGUAAAUACGAUGGUUUUUGACUUCAAAGGACAGCUGAGGUCUGGAGACAUAAUAUUGCACAGCUGGUCUUCGUUCCCUGAUGAGCUGGAAGAAAUGCUGAAUCCAAUGGGCACUGUGCAGACGAACCCAUAUGCUGAAAAUGCAACUGCCUUGCACAUUAAGUUUCCAGAGAAUAAAAAGCAGCCUUAUUAUUACCCUCCCUUCGAUAAGAUCAUUGAAAAGGCAGCUGAGAUUGCCAGCAGUGACAGUGCUAACAUGUCAAGUCGAGGUGGAAAAAAAUUUCUUGCUGUACUGAAAGAAAUCUUGGACAGAGACCCCCUGUCUCAACUGUGUGAGAAUGAAAUGGAUCUUAUUUGGACUUUGCGGCAAGACUGCCGAGAAAAUUUCCCACAGUCACUGCCAAAACUACUCCUGUCAAUCAAGUGGAAUAAACUUGAAGAUGUUGCUCAGCUUCAGGCACUCCUGCAGAUUUGGCCCAAACUGCCACCCAGGGAAGCCCUGGAGCUCCUGGAUUUCAACUACCCAGACCAGUAUGUCCGGGAAUAUGCUGUAGGUUGCCUGCGACAGAUGAGUGAUGAAGAACUCUCUCAGUAUCUUUUACAGUUGGUGCAAGUGUUGAAAUAUGAGCCUUUUCUUGAUUGUGCCCUCUCUAGAUUCCUAUUAGAAAGAGCACUUAAUAAUCGGAGGAUUGGGCAGUUUCUGUUUUGGCAUCUUAGGUCAGAGGUGCAUAUUCCUGCCGUGUCGGUACAGUUCGGUGUCAUCCUAGAAGCAUACUGUCGAGGAAGCGUAGGGCACAUGAAAGUGCUUUCCAAGCAGGUUGAAGCACUCAAUAAGUUAAAAACUUUAAAUAGCUUAAUCAAGUUGAAUGCGAUGAAGCUCAACCGAGCGAAAGGGAAGGAGGCUAUGCACACUUGCUUAAGACAGAAUGCCUACCGGGAGGCCCUCUCUGGCCUGCAGUCACCUCUGAAUCCAUGUGUCAUCCUCUCAGAACUCUAUGUUGAAAAGUGCAAAUACAUGGACUCCAAGAUGAAGCCCUUGUGGCUGGUCUACAGCAACAGAGGUUUUGGAGAGGACUCAGUUGGAGUGAUCUUUAAAAACGGUGACGAUUUGCGGCAGGACAUGCUGACGCUGCAGAUGCUACGCCUGAUGGAUCUGCUCUGGAAAGAGGCCGGUUUGGACCUUCGGAUGCUUCCCUAUGGCUGCUUAGCAACAGGAGAUCGCUCUGGCCUCAUUGAGGUUGUUAGCACCUCUGAGACAAUCGCUGACAUUCAGCUGAACAGUAGCAACGUGGCUGCCACAGCAGCCUUCAACAAAGAUGCACUCCUGAACUGGCUUAAAGAGUACAAUUCUGGGGAUGACCUGGACCGAGCAAUUGAGGAGUUCACCCUGUCCUGUGCUGGCUACUGUGUAGCUUCUUAUGUCCUUGGCAUUGGUGACAGGCAUAGUGACAACAUCAUGGUGAAAAAAACUGGCCAGCUCUUCCACAUAGAUUUUGGACAUAUUCUCGGGAAUUUCAAAUCUAAAUUCGGCAUUAAAAGAGAGCGAGUACCUUUUAUUCUUACUUAUGACUUCAUUCAUGUCAUUCAACAAGGAAAAACGGGAAAUACAGAAAAGUUUGGCAGGUUUCGCCAGUGCUGUGAAGAUGCCUAUCUGAUUUUACGGCGGCAUGGGAACCUCUUCAUCACCCUCUUUGCACUGAUGUUGACUGCAGGGCUUCCCGAACUCACAUCAGUCAAA
Messenger RNA from Cricetulus griseus (Chinese hamster), 3222 nucleotides. The record is from RefSeq and is a predicted model, not a curated record. NCBI's taxonomy places the organism in Eukaryota, Metazoa, Chordata, Mammalia, Rodentia, Cricetidae.